Molecule: messenger RNA, 2064 nt
Organism: Aphis gossypii (cotton aphid)
Lineage: Eukaryota; Metazoa; Arthropoda; Insecta; Hemiptera; Aphididae
Product: cytochrome P450 4C1-like
Exons: 13
Coding region: 89-1663 (524 amino acids)
Molecular function (GO): oxidoreductase activity, acting on paired donors, with incorporation or reduction of molecular oxygen; iron ion binding; heme binding
Source: RefSeq, a predicted model, not a curated record
GAGGCUAUAGAAAUGUUCUGAAAGAAUGUAAUUUUCAUUAUAGUCUUUCAGUAUUUUUAAUAGUGAUAGGUUGACGCAAAAACACAUUAUGUACGGUAAAUUGUCAUCGCCAGAGCUGAUAAUCUAUACGUCGGUCGUGUUAAUAUUGGCUUUGUGGUUUCAUUGGAGAUGGAAGCAUCGAUACUUUUUAGAUUUAGCCGGAAAACUUCCUGGACCACCGUCUUAUCCAUUAAUCGGAACCACUUCUAUGUUUACACAUACGUACGAUGAGACGAUAGCAAAACUCAAAGAGAACGCUGAACAAUACAAUUACGAGCCAGUGGGGACGUGGAUAGGUCCAAUCCAUUACGUCAGCGUCGUCAAACCGGAGGAUAUACAAAUCGUAUUAAAUAAUUCACGAGCACUGGAAAAGGGUCAACUAUAUUCAUUCCUGAAAAGUUUACUCGGCGAAGGGUUGUUAACUGCUUCAGUGGACAGAUGGCGAAAACACCGUCGUAUCAUAUCGUAUGCGUUCAACGUAAAGUUUUUAGAGCAGUUGUAUCCAGUUUUCAAUGAGAAAAAUAAAAUACUCGUAAAAAAUCUUCGAAAAAAUAUAAACUCAACACAACCGUUUGACCUCUGGGAUUAUAUUAUAUCGACUACUUUCGAUACCAUAUGCCAAACUGCAAUGGAUUACCGUAUAAACGAAAAACACAAUAAAACCGAAUUUUUAGACCUCAUGACAACAAUCGCAGACCAACUCGUGAAGACCGUCAACAGACCGUACCUCUACCCGAGCUUGUUCUUUUCAAUCUACAGGUCUAUGAGCGGUCUUGGGGAAAAAUUGAAAUUGAUCAACAAACUCCCGUUGCAAUUGAUCAACGAAAAAAGAAUCGACUUCCGUUCGAAAAUAGUCGAGUCUGAAUCGAGCCCCGAAGAGUUCACGAAUGAAAAAAAAAACAAAUUUAAAACGUUUAUUGACACACUAUUGGAGGCUUGCGAAAACGAUCCCGAUUUUACGAACGACGAUGUCAGGGACGAAGUCAUAACGAUGAUGUUCGCGGGCAGUGACACAAACGCUACUACUGAAUGUUUCUGCCUUUUGUUGUUGGCCAUCCAUCAAGACAUUCAGAACGAAGUAUAUGACGAAAUUUACAACGUGGUAGGCGAUAGCGAUCGUGAUUUGACUCCCGAGGACACCGCCAACUUUGUGUACUUGGAACAAGUGAUCAAGGAAACUCUGAGGAUGUAUCCGACUAUAUCGGUGUUCACGAGACAGCUGGUAGAAGACAUCAAAGUCACAAACUAUGUCCUGCCGAGGGGCGCCAGCGUCACGAUAUCGCCGAUUGUCACGCACCACUGCCCGCACCUGUACCCGAAUCCCGAGGCGUUCAAUCCGGACAACUUCAGCGUGGAGAACGUGGCCAAACGGCACAAGUACAGUUACAUAGCGUUCAGCGGCGGCCCGAGGGGAUGCAUAGGUAUGAAGUACGCAAUGAUAUCGAUGAAGCUGAUGAUCUCCGAAGUGUUGCGCAGCUUUAGUGUGCACACGCACAUCAAACUGUCGGACGUCCGGAUAAAAAUGAAUGAUGCAUUCACACGGAAAGUCGGCGGAUAUCCGAUCACCGUCCGGUCGAGGGACAGGAGACCGUCGUACGCGCGUCGCAACAUUCCUGCCGUAUGAAUACGAAGAGAUCGCCACUAGCUGUAUAAAAUAUAUUUCGAAACCAGCGACAUAAUCGAGUCGACUCCUUUCUACUAUAUGUCUACGUUUAAAAUGUCUUGGAGAUUUUUUUCUCACACACGCGUCUGGCCCACUACCGAAACACAAUACGUAUCACUGUACGACAAUUAUAUUUUUCUUUCCAAUAACAGUAAUUUUAAUAAUAAUGAUAAUUAUUGUGGUACUGAGUGGUCCUCGCUUAGAUUUUUUCACGUUUAAGUUAAAAAUAAAAACAAAACGUUAAGUGACAAAACAUUACGAUUAUGGUGAAUAAUAAAAAUGAAGAAAACAUAAUAUUUCAUUGCGUCGUGUAAUACAAUAUUUAAAAUGUAAAUAAAAAAUGUUGCUUAUUUAGCGUUUAC